Messenger RNA from Mauremys reevesii (Reeves's turtle), 2422 nucleotides. RefSeq names its product methylthioadenosine phosphorylase (gene MTAP). Gene Ontology annotation, molecular function: S-methyl-5-thioadenosine phosphorylase activity. The coding region runs from base 139 to 1062 and encodes 307 amino acids. NCBI's taxonomy places the organism in Eukaryota, Metazoa, Chordata, Testudines, Geoemydidae. The record is from RefSeq and is a predicted model, not a curated record. Gene Ontology annotation, cellular component: cytosol. Gene Ontology annotation, biological process: nucleoside metabolic process. The transcript has 8 exons.
UGCUUUUACUGACAACAGGAGACAAGCCUGGCACAAAAUGGCCCCAGGAUUGGGGGAAUAAAACGGGAAUGUUUGCAUGCAUUCUUCUCUGCUGUGGAGAAGGGUCCUCAUCUGUAGUUGAGGCUCUAGCCUGAUGCCAUGAGCAUACCACCUACUAAUGACAUGUUCUUGGGGAAGCAAAUAGUGGGAGCGAGAGGGAAGAAGAGGAGAUGGGCAGAGCAUCACCAGUUACUUCCAUUCUGGAUUGGAAUUAUUGGUGGAACUGGCCUGGACGAUCCUGACAUCUUGGAAGGAAGAACAGAAAAAUAUGUGGAUACUCCUUAUGGCAAGCCAUCAGAUGCUUUGAUACUGGGAAAGAUAAAAAAUGUUGACUGUGUGCUUCUAGCAAGGCAUGGGAGACAUCAUACUAUUAUGCCCACAAAUGUCAACUUCCGUGCCAACAUCUGGGCAUUGAAAGAAGAGGGUUGUACUCAUAUCUUAGUAACUACCGCCUGUGGUUCAUUAAGAGAAGAAAUACAGCCUGGAGAUGUUGUUAUGAUCGACCAGUUCAUUGACAGGACUAUCAAAAGACAUAACACUUUUUACGAUGGGUGCUAUUCCAAUCUUCCAGGAGUAUGUCAUAUUCCAAUGGCUGAGCCAUUUUGCACCAAAACCAGAGAGGUUCUUAUGGAGAUUGCCAAGAAGCAUGGGAUCAAGUGCCACUCAAAGGGGACAAUGAUCACCAUUGAAGGGCCACGUUUCAGUUCUCGGGCAGAAAGCUUAAUGUUUCGCAACUGGGGGGCUGAUGUUAUCAACAUGACCACAGUUCCCGAGGCGGUUCUUGCAAGAGAAGCUGGAAUCUGCUAUGCAAGUAUUGCUAUGGCAACAGAUUAUGACUGCUGGAAGGAGCAUGAAGAAGCCGUUUCAGUGGAUAAGGUUUUAAAGACUCUGAAAGAAAAUGCGAACAAGGCAACAAGCAUACUUCUUACUGCUAUACCUCAAAUAGGUUCCAUGGACUGGACAGAAACACUGCAUAACAUGAAAUGUACUGUGCAGUGCUCAGUCAUGUUACCAAAACAUUAAAAGCAUGGAUGGGCUCUGAAGUUUGGAUGCUCAGAAGAAAGGAGAGGAUCAGUCUUGAACAUCUAAACAGUUACAAUAUUUUGGGAAUUUGAUGUUUAGCAUGAAAGAAUACAGUAAAUGUUGCACUGGUCUAUUUCUUGUCUGCUAGUAAAGUAUCAUGCUAAAGACUGUUGAAGAACUUACCAAUAGCCUUGGCAUGUAUUGAUUGUAUGAACUGGUAGGGCAAUGGGAUAAGCAUUCCAUAACAAAUUAUCAUAGUUAAGAUCCUAGUACUUCUGUUCUUGUUUACAAACUUCGGAUGAGAAAGAGUGCUUCGUUCAUCCUUUGCUCAGUACUAGCUGAUCAUUCCUGGCCUGAAAGAAGGCCAGAGAAGAGGAGGGGUUAGAUUGUGUACUCUUAUUGAUCAGUUUAAAAAAAUAAAGACUUCAGAAAGUUAAAACGACAGAGCUAUUAGUUGCUUUGCUAUCUCCUUUUUCUGAGAGCAGACUAUCUUUUAUCACAAAAAUAUAACUGAAGGACUAUAGGUUACUUAAGAAAAUACACUGCAGUAUUUUUAUAUAUUUUUUUAUAUAUAUUUUACCUGUAUUGAUUUUCACUGUUCUCUUAUGGAAAAAAUUGGUUGCUGUGGGGUUUGUAAUUUGGACAUCUUAAGCCCAAAUUUUAAAAGCAUGCCCACUUUUGCUGCCACACUGUUUCACCAUAAGAAAUUGUGCCAAUUGUUUUGCAGCAGCAAUAAUUUUGAGUACAGGUGUCACCAUUUUAAAUGUUUACUUGAUUGCAUGAGCAAGUCAGGAGACAAACAUCUAGAUCUGUGUCUGCAAUUGAUUGCAGGCACAGAUAUUUACAGGUACAUAAAUAUUCCUGCAAAAAUGAGUCUGGAUUUCAACCUCUUUAAAAAAUUAGACUCAUGAAACUUGAUGAAAUGAUGUUUCUCAAUUUUAGCUUGAGCUGCUUGAGUUUGGGAAGGAAUAAUGUGCAUUACGGAGCUGAUCCAGAGCCCACUGCAGUCACUGGAAAGACUUCCAUUGUCUUCAUUGGAGUUGGCUCGGGCCCUAAUUAACUAAAACUGAAGUGACAAAUUUAGCACACCAUUUUGGCCUGAUGCCACUGUCUGUUCUGUACACCAGGGGUAGCAUUGUCUGUUACAUUUGUCUACAGAAUUCUUUUUCUUUAGUUUUAUUCUGAUUUACAACUAUGUUAGUGAUGAAUGUAUCUACUGUUGAUUGUAUCCAAUGUAUGUAUUCAUGCACCUCUACAUCUUCUACUGCAUAUGCAGAAUGAAUACAAUUUGCCUUCAGGAAAGUAAUCUGCUGCUGCUUGUCUAAUAAAUAAACCAAAUGUAACCUCCUGCUUCUAUAAA